AGUAAUCAGAGAUCUCUCCUCUGCUCCUCUUGUCAGAGCCAGCCAUGAACCAGCCGAGCUCCCCGUCCUCCAGACCCGCGCCGACUCUCCGCCCGUCUCCCUGACUCUCACCGAAGCACCAUGAAGAGGCAAAACGUGCGGACCCUCGCACUCAUCAUCUGCACUUUCACCUACCUGAUCGUCGGAGCGGCGAUCUUCGACGCGCUGGAGUCCCAGAAGGAAACGAGCCAGUGGAGUAAGCUGAAACUGCGCAAAGAUGAGCUGCUCAACACCUUCAACCUGUCCUCGGCGGACUUUGACGAGCUGGAGAAGGUGGUGCUGCAGCUCAAGCCGCACAAAGCGGGGGUGCAGUGGAAAUUCGCCGGCUCGUUUUACUUCGCCAUCACUGUGAUCACCACUAUAGGGUAUGGCCAUGCAGCCCCCAGCACAGAUGGAGGGAAGGUGUUCUGCAUGCUCUACGCCCUCCUGGGCAUCCCUCUCACUUUGGUCAUGUUCCAGAGCGUGGGUGAGCGAAUGAACACCUUUGUAAGGUACCUGCUCCACCGCCUGAAGAAGUGCCUUGGUAUGAGGCAUACUGAGGUCUCCAUGGUCAACAUGGUGAUCAUCGGCUUAAUAUCCUGCGUGAGCACACUGUGUGUAGGAGCCUUGGCCUUCUCGCACUUUGAGGGAUGGAGCUUCUUUCACGCUUACUACUACUGCUUCAUUACACUCACCACCAUCGGCUUUGGGGACUACGUAGCUCUGCAGAAGGAACAUGCGCUGCAGACCAAGCCAGAUUAUGUGGCCUUCAGCUUCAUCUACAUCCUCACCGGCCUGGCUGUGAUCGGAGCCUUCCUCAACUUAGCAGUACUGAGGUUCAUGACCAUGAAUGCAGAGGACGAGAAAAGGGAUGCAGAGCAGAGGGCUCUCCUCUCCCAUAACGGUCAGGCGGGGAGACACAUCCAUUGCUCAAUGGAUCCAGCCUCCUCCUCCUCCACACCAUCUGGGUGUGGCGGAGGAAGCGGAGUUGGAGGCAGUGGUGGAGGGGCGGCAAGUAGGGGUCUGCGUAACGUUUACGCUGAAGUUCUACACUUUCAAUCCAUGUGCUCCUGUCUUUGGUACAAGAGCAGAGAGAAGUUGCAGUACUCUAUACCCAUGAUCAUCCCACGUGACCUCUCAAACUCCGAUACCUACAUGGAGCAGGGGGAGGCGUACUCCAAUCCCUUCCACUCUAAUGGCUGUGUGUGCAGCCUGCAGCGCCACUCGGGCAUCAGCUCUGUUUCCACUGGUCUACACAGCAUCAACACCUACAGGAGACUCAAUAAACGCCGGAGCUCCAUCUAAACUUAGUAGACUUCAUGCUCCAAGGUGAACACAUCUCCUGGCCCAAAGAGAGGCCAGAUUCCUGAUGUUCGCAUCAUUCUGGCAAUGAAGAACCUGCAGGAUCCAGCCAUGUUUUUAACUGCCGAUAGCUAAGCACAAACCGUUGACGACCAACAUCGUUACUGGCAUUUCUGAGAAAUAAUGCUCAUGGUUGCUUAAGUGGAAGCAUUUUUUUUCACAAACUAUGAAACUGUUGCUGUUAAGAACAUGGGGAAAAACACAAGUGAAGCUCUGUACGUCUCUGAAUUCUAAUAUUAAACAUCUUAGUAUUGAAUUCAGUAAAUUACUUGGUCAAAUGACGAAUAAAAAAGGGACAAAAUACACUGUGAUACAUGUUUAUAAGAUAGAUUGGGGUUGUAUUAACUGUAUAUAAAGCCCUUCACAGAAAUAUUUUAUUGAAUAUUCUUUAAUACACUUUCCUUUCCUAAAGGGAUCUUUGGUUGUAAGUAUUAUACCCACUUCAGAGAAAUAUAUAUGUGUAUAUAUUUGGACACUUCACUUGUUGGUGAUAUGGAGGAAAAGCCUAUUUUUUCAGUGAAAGUUUUCAUAAAAGUUCUCACCGUCUGUUCCUUUGUUUCUGUAACUGAUGUUCCGGUUCAAGCCAAUGUUUCUGAUCUGUUUCAUCUUUUGUCCUUAAAUGAAAGUCAUAUUGACUGAUUGUUUUCAUUGACGGUGACAGAGCAGGUUUUGCCCAAAUGUCUUUUUGAAGGAUGCAACACUUUUUAACAGUUGUUGGGAUCGAAAAUUGUGGCAGUGUCUCUAACCACUACGACUCCCUCUCAGCCCUUUCAUACCUCACUGUUGUACAAUGAAUUUGUUUCCCAUGGUUUCUUUACUACAUGCUUUAUUUACUAUACUUACUUGUCACAUAGAGAUUAUAUAAGAGGUAGAUGUAGCCCCCAGACUUCACCCAUUGGUUGGUGGGAUAUUAUUUUAAAGCCCAGUUUGGCAUUUUGGCCAUCAUCAUCUUGUUUCUUGUCGCCAGAAGUUUUCAUUCUUAAGAGCGGCAAGAAGUUAGCAAACGCAAGGCUGUAAGCUAAUCUAUAGUAAGUAGUAAGAUUCACAUGCCAAGUGGUAAUCACAUACAUUUGUUUAACGUAUGCUAGGUCAUCUUAUACACUACAUUAUCAGCAAAUUCUAGAUCUAGAUUGCAUCUCAAAAUUACAGUAAAUGGGUGUUAAUUGGAUAAAAAAAUGUUGCCAUAGCUUUAGCUUUAACUCUAGGGCCGGAUCCACAGAACAGAGCAUAGGAAAAGGGUAAAAUGCAUGCUAAAACGGAUCAAAUUUCAUGGUGCUAUUAGAAGACGCAAUCCAUUACUAGUGGAUCUGGCCCUAUGUAAUAACCAAUAAACAAAAAGACUCAUUAGAGUGUUUAACAACCAAUCAUUGUUGUUGGCUGUGCUAGUAAUAUUUCAAUUGCAAGGUAACCACAGGAGCAUAUCCUGCAUUUUCACAUUUUAUUUGUAGGUAGACAACAACAUAUUGAAAGUAAUGAUUUUGACCAUACACUCAUUAGAAUAAAGUUAUUAUGGUUAUAAAUUGGGGGAGAAGAAGGGUCAUUUUCUUAUUGACUGCCAUAGAAGUAGACAUCAUUUAUAACCAGCGGAUUAGCCUCCUGCUGGCCAUUAGUAAUAAUGCAGGCUCUAGGAACUUUCAAAUUGGUUUCACUUUUAGAGACCAGGCUACGUCCAUUUCUUUUAUACAGUCUAUUGCUGCUGGUUUUAAGUUUAAAAAGAGCACAAGUAUACCCUCAUAGCUUAACUCAGGUGUGAAAGCUCACCAUGGUAGAGAUUCAUACCUUACUCACUGCUGCACCUUAGAAAAAUGUUGUAUAUGCUUUAGGACACUGGAAUUCAGUGAACUUUUGUUUCAUUUUUAGUUAUUUACUCCAUGGAAUCACAUUUGGUUAUGUUUUGUAAAUUAUAAGCCCUGCAUAAUUAUAUCUUGCGUUAUCAGUCUGACAUGUUUGUCUACAUAUAAAUGUUAUAUAUUGAGAAUAAUUGCAGUAAACCUAACAAAGAAAUAGCCUCAGAAUUUGCACCACAUGCACUUAGUGGGCUUUGCUGCUGCCCCAAACACACUUGAUUCAGCCAACUGAGGUCUUCAUGCAGUUUUAUCAAUUGUUUUAAGACCUUUUGAAGGAGUUUUCUUACACAGACUUCAUUUUAUUUAUUGAUCAUUUUUGUAGGUUUACUUUACAGUGUCUAAACAUUUAAGUAAUUCAAAAUGAAUUAAAAACACAUUUAAAUAUUUUUGUUUUCCACUGGAAGGUUCUUAUCAGCUGCAAUAAGUCUGUUAACAUUGAUUAGCAUCUCUGAUGAACUAAAGGAGCGACUGCAGUCGACUGUGUGUGGCUAUACAUCUACCAUAUGUUUUCUCUUUCAUCAUAAUAAAAUGUCGUUUUAAACAUCAA
This is a messenger RNA of Labrus mixtus (cuckoo wrasse), 3774 nucleotides long. It is a transcript of the gene kcnk3a, whose product is annotated as potassium channel, subfamily K, member 3a. Gene Ontology annotation, biological process: stabilization of membrane potential; potassium ion transmembrane transport. Lineage: Eukaryota; Metazoa; Chordata; Actinopteri; Labriformes; Labridae. The transcript has 2 exons. Gene Ontology annotation, molecular function: open rectifier potassium channel activity; potassium ion leak channel activity. Gene Ontology annotation, cellular component: membrane. The record is from RefSeq and is a predicted model, not a curated record. Bases 121 to 1323 code for a protein of 400 amino acids.